AUGGCAUUGCUGUCUAUUGGUCAAGUCUCUGCGCUGGUUGCCGCAGGUACCACUGCACCGAUACCGCUCAUCCUCAUUGCUUUCAUCAACAGGCGGUACGAUCAAGUACAUCAGACCGCUGUCACAUGGUCUGCGCUUAGUCGAACCCUCCACUCAACAUACUGGCCAACGAUUCUUAGCCCGGAUUUGUCAGCGAGUACGAAUGUGAACCCUGCAGUUGUCGCCGCAGUCUACUUGGGCAUCUUCACAACAUUUCUAGUCGCUGUGACUGCCGUCGUCACGCCCCUUGGUCUUUAUGAUGCAACUGUGUCCAGCAAACCUCAAAGGGUGCCUUUCAGUUAUGCGCAAGAUCUGACACCCUUCGGGUACGGAAGUCUUCCUAGGAGUGAUAUGGGCUUCAAUCGUAUCUGUGGAAGCCCGGAAGGAUCGAUGAGUUGUCCCGGCUCAAACUUCUCUGUCAUCCGAGAACUCUACACUGAUCCCAAUAAUUUUACUCUCAACUUGAACUGGAUAGAUGGCUACUACUACACCAACAUCUCUUUUGAGACACAGAACCUAUGGGCAAGUGGCCUAGACGCAAUGGAAAGGAGUGUGUCCAGUAUGUUCGAUAUCCAGUGGCGUUCCUAUGAGACCAGACAGCAGAAUCUAUCAAGCAUGUUUGCUAGCUACAAUGAUACCUCUUCAUCUACUGGGCAGUACUACGACAACGGAUCACCAUACUUAGUGGGAGGAUACCGACAGAUACAAGGCUUACUUCCAAGGAAUGGAUUCAAGAUCAUCGAAGGGCUGGUGGCCGAUUUAGAAAGCGGUGGAAUUGGUUUUCGUAAUCACACUAUUCCCUCUCAGCUUCCUCAUGAAGUCAUAUGGACAGAAGAUAUCCUGUUCGUUGUGCCCGAAACAAGUUGCGUUGAUAACAAUUUAACGAUUGAUUGCGAUCUCAAAGAAGACGAUACACUCCAUACAUUGGUAUCUGGUGACAUCCUACGACUGACAGAUCGUGGCAGGUUUGCGAAUUUGAAUAGUACAGUUAUUCUGGAAGGCAUUCAAACCAUGAACAGCUCACAAGACCGCAUCUAUCUCCACGCUAAAGCACUCUAUGCAGCUGGGUUUAGCAACGCAUUGACCAUGAUCUAUAUGAAUUUGACGAACAAAGAGCGCGGUCUGGGAGAAUUCAGGAUGUACGAACAGGUACCAGUCGGGACAUCAUACCUUCUUGAAGAUGAGUCGAACAGAGCUUCAUUCAGCGGAAGUGGUGGGAAAGUGGCUAGUUCCAUCCCGAAACCAAGGAGAAUUGCUCAUAGGCUUGGUCAACAUUUAGAUCUCCCUCCUUCGGCCGCAGACAUCGCCGACAACCACACUUUCUUUUUGAGCCAUAACCAGAUCUAUACAAAUCCCCAUAAUGUCACAACGGAUGCUUUCAAAUACUUCGGGUUAUCAGAUCUGCAUGUCAUCAAUGUGACGGAAAAGACCUAUUCCAAUACAUUAUCCAUGCCGAUCUGGGGAGUGGAAGACUCUGGCAUCACUUAUAGGGAUAUAACACCACUUUGGGGUCUAUUAAGCCCGGCGUUCGCAGAAAAGUCUAACAUCUCAAUUAUUCACAAGGAGUCACUAUGGCUUCCUGGAUAUACUAAGAGCCUUUUGUCCUCAGUUGUAGACUCCACGAUGAACAUACCGGGAGUAAACUUUUACCGCACCAUCAUGCAGUAUAUCUAUGCAGACCUACUAAGCAGCACAGUAAUUCCAUCUGUAGAGACCCAUGACUACUCAGGGCAUGGCCAAUUCGCCCUAUAUCAAAGAUGGCUUGAACUUGGACGGACAGCUACUCGGUCUGCAGACAUUAUCAACCUGAUAUGGACAGACAUUGCUGCAAACGCUGUAGUUGGUACUCGAUCUUGGUCGUCCAAGUCGCCGGGUUCAGCCACAUUUGGAUCUCAAGAUCAGACCAGUCCGCGUGAAGUACCCAACGUCACUCUGCUGCAACGAAGCACGAGGUACCAUAUUGUCUACGCGAUACCAGCAAUGUUGUUACUGUUGCUGACACUUAUCAUAAGUGUCGCUACAGCCAUACUACUGCUUCUACAGCGCACUGGGUUGAAUCGGAUGAGAUGGUUCCUCAAUCAAACCUCGUUGGGACGCAAUCUUACAGCGCUUUUAUAUCCAGAUGUCAGCCCACAGCAGUCUUUGCAGAAAGCAUGGGCGAAGAACGAUGCACACAGGGUAAUAACUGUAGCUCUGGAUAGACCGUACGCUAACAGCCACUUGGACAAUGAGACAAGCCCUCAGUCGAAAGGGGGCGCGACAGCCUCGCAGCGUUUGAUGAAUGAGGAUGAUACUGAGCGUCUGGAACAAUAG
This is a messenger RNA of Bipolaris sorokiniana ND90Pr, 2352 nucleotides long. RefSeq lists its product as uncharacterized. Lineage: Eukaryota; Fungi; Ascomycota; Dothideomycetes; Pleosporales; Pleosporaceae. The record is from RefSeq and is a predicted model, not a curated record. Bases 1 to 2352 code for a protein of 783 amino acids. The transcript is spliced from 3 exons.